This is a messenger RNA of Calypte anna (Anna's hummingbird), 1164 nucleotides long. It is a transcript of the gene NMI, whose product is annotated as N-myc and STAT interactor. NCBI's taxonomy places the organism in Eukaryota, Metazoa, Chordata, Aves, Apodiformes, Trochilidae. The transcript is spliced from 9 exons. Bases 150 to 1154 code for a protein of 334 amino acids. The record is from RefSeq and is a predicted model, not a curated record. Gene Ontology annotation, cellular component: cytoplasm.
GGCCGCCCCGUCCGCCUGAUAGGGUGGAUGGGGAAACGAAAGCGAAAGGGGCCGGUCCCGGUUCCGGGAAGGUGUCCCCGGCCGGUACCGGAGGGGUUGCGGGGCUGCCCAGGACCCAUCGCCGUGGGGGUGCUGUGAGGUUUUUACAAAUGGAUUUUACAAGUCCCUCACCAGCUUUGAAAGAUAACAGCUUUAAAAUGAUGAGCCCUGAUGCUUCUGGCACAUCCCACAAUGAGAUGGAAAGCAGUAACCAAGCACUAAAGAACUUGAAGAGAGACCUCCAUAAGCUAAAUGAAGAAAAUGCUGAGCUGCAGAGAGAGAUUGAAAAGCUCCAAGAAGAGAUUGCCCAGUGCAGCUCAAAGCCUUUGCCACAUAACCAGCACCAGAUUAAAAAGAAAGUAGCAGAAAUGAAACUGAAUUUCAGUCACCUGGAAGAGGUGCAGGGUGAUCAUCCAGAGCUGGACACUCACUGUGGUUUUGAUGUAGCUACAAAAAUCCCAUUCAGCCUGAAGAGAAACGAGGCACUGCUCACCUUUGAAGCUGAAGAAGUUGCCCAGAGGCUGAUAAAAAUGGAUAAAUAUACUGUGGAUCUGGACAGCAAAACAGCAGAGAUCAGAGGGAAGCCCACUGCACUUGGUAUGGGAGUCAAAUUUGAGCUCCAUGUCACUAUUUCUGGCAGGAAGAUCAAUGUUUCUGAAGUCCCUGAGCUACCCAUUCCUGAAGAGUGGAUGAGAGACAAACUAGAGCUGAAUUUCCAGAAGUCUGAAUAUGGAGGAGGGGAAGUCAAAGAUGUGUGCUAUGACAAGCAGUCUGGAGCAGCUGCUGUGACAUUCCUCAGGCCUGGAGCAGCCAACAGCUUUGUGAGACGUGCCAAAUACCCCUUCCAUGUAAAUGGGCAUUCCUAUAGGCUCUCUGUGUCCCCAGACACCUGUGUACACUUGAAAAAGCUGCAGGUCUACGGUGGGAUUUCUAAGAAGACCAUCCUGUUGCAAGGAAUUCCAGAGAUGGAAGAUGAUGAGGAAAGUGUAGAGGACAUGAUUAAAAUUCAUUUUCAAAAGCCCAGCAGAGGCGGCGGGGAAAUAGAGAAUGUCAAAUAUGUAUCAGGACAAGGAGUGUGUGUUUGGUUUGAGGAGGAUACUUCAAAUUCCAUGUAGGAUGUUGUAG